UGACGGAGCCACUCCCAUUACUCCGUCACAUCCUGAAUACUUCUGCUUCUCUGGUCCUUCAGAAACGAAAACACUGUGAGACAGGAAAGUAAUUCUUUUCUGGACAAUUUUUUCUUUCUUUUUUCUUACACGACGAUUAGAAUAAGUGCGCGUCCAUAGCCCUCGUGAGAAAGUAGAGAUAGAACGUGAUCAUGUGAGUGCUUGUGUACUUUGCUCGUGAACUUGACUGACAUAGUCUUGUCUCUAUUUUUUUUUCUCAAGAUUUGAUAAAAUUUCCAUGACAUUAUGCUUCUCACCGGUAUAUUCUUCAUAUUGGUGAGUCAGACUAGUGACGGAGGGAAAGUGUCUCUGACUGACUCGGAGGUUGGUCGGAAAAAUUUAACCUGGAACCAGAAAGUUGAUGUUCGCGAGAACUUCAGAUCUCGUACGGCUGCUCUACACACAAAACUCGAGGGCGAAGAGAAAACGGCAAGCUUCCGUGUGUUCGAAGGCAGUGGCUAUGGCAGUAGUGGCAGUGACGAUGACGAAGAAAAUGAUUUUAUUAUGGCGCAGCAUCUCAGCGAAAGUAAUGGGAAUAGCUUUAACAAAGCGUAUGAACUGGAUACAUGCAGCAUUCCGGACAAGGACGACCCGGGGAAAGUGGUGUGCAAUUUUACCAAUAUUCCGCAGAUUCCCAGUCGCCUGCCUCAAAGUCUGUACAGGCGAGUGAGCCUUACUGAACUUUAUGUAUAUGGAUCGAGGAAACUUCACUUCAGAACUCUGUGCUUAGAGGAGCUUCAGUUCAUUAAUUGCCGAGACGUAGAUGCGAUCGACUACCGUUCUGCUGGGACGUGCGGGGUCCCGUUGGAUUCCCUGCAGCUUUCGAAUUCUCGAGUCGGCGCCAUCACGGGGAACUUCAACAAAGUUAUAGUCAACAACAGUGUAGUUGGCAGCCUCGAAAUGUCUCUGACCUCGAAAUCCAAGUACAUCCUUGUUAAUGCUUCGGACAUAAUUACCUUGCGGGGGCUUACGACUGGCCUAUUUAAUCAUUUCUGGAUAUCACAGACGCGGGUCAGAACAACUCUCGGAGGUGGGCUGACCGUAAACAAUUCCCACUUCCGCUCCCGCCCCAGCAACAUCGAAGCAGCCAACUUCGAGUCGAUCGAACCCGGCGGCAUUCAGGUUCGGUCUGGAAGACUCCGGAUGCUGAAUGUCACCAUAGGUCACCUGGGGGAUGGAGGACUCGAAAUCCUGGGGUCGGCAGAGGUCAGGAUGGUACACGUUACGAUCAAGAACUCCUCCUUCGAGGGGAUCAGUCUCAAGGGCCUGAGCGCGGUGUUGUACAUGCAGAACCUCGAACUCAACGGCGUCGUUCUGAGCGUGCGAUUCGUCAGCAAGUCUCCUGAACCCUUCAUUUUCCAUCCGAUGCGGCUCUUCCUUCACCAGGCGAGUCUCUUCGACACAGCAGUUACCAAGGUGCUUUGCGCGCUUGCAUUUACUUCCGGCGUCCUUGCAGGAGCGCUGGUGACUUACUGCUGUUGCUUGAGGAAAAAAGGGACCACCAAAAUACAUAUUACCGAACCUCCCCAGAACAAAUCUCAAAGUGUAGAAGAUACAGCUGGAGGAGGAGGGGGAAGAGGAAGGGGCGCAGAGACAAGCGACACUGCAGCAUUUCGCAGCGCCCAAGUACUCAGGGCUGAGGCCGAGCAGGAGCCGAUAUAUGGGAACAUCAGACAGCCGCUCUGCCAGGCCAGGGAUAGAGAGCCAAUUGGCACAGAUAAAAAUAAAGAACCACUCUAUCAAGACACAUAUAACGAAGCCCUCUACCAGGACACAAGCAGAGAACCAGUCUACCAGGACACUGGGAUAGAACCACUCUACCAGGAUACAAGUACAGAAUUAGGCAUCCAAAGCAAAACAGGUAGAACACCAAUCUACCAGGACAAAGGCAAAACACCAGUCUAUCGAGACGCAGGUACACCACCAAUCUAUCAGGACACAGGCAGAACACCAGUCUACCAAGAUGCAGGUACACCACCAAUCUACCAGGACACAGGCAGAACACCAAUCAACUGGAAGACAGGUGGGGUUGAAAAAACACACCCUCAAGACGAGCAGGACAGAUCAGCUAAUGAAGAACCCAUCUAUGGUAAUGUUGAGCAAGAGCCGAUCUAUGGAAAUAUAGGAACAGAUACCCAUUCAGGACCUUUGGCUUGUGAAGAUGACUGUGGCGAGGCGAUAUAUGCGAAUUUCUCCGUGGACGAAGAAAUUUACGCAAAUAUUUAAAGGACUGUUUUUUUGCCGGAACUGUUAGAUAUGUUUUAGUUGUAAAUAUACGUACAAAUAAAUAAAAAACAGAAAGUGG
Messenger RNA from Penaeus monodon (black tiger shrimp), 2344 nucleotides. RefSeq lists its product as uncharacterized. Lineage: Eukaryota; Metazoa; Arthropoda; Malacostraca; Decapoda; Penaeidae. The transcript is spliced from 2 exons. The coding region runs from base 286 to 2265 and encodes 659 amino acids. The record is from RefSeq and is a predicted model, not a curated record.